AUGGCUUUAUACCUUGCCUCGGGACUUGCGCCGACCAUCAUGGUACUGCGUCUUGCAGUUGCAAACAAAACCGAUACUGCCGCCUCGGCGCCUAACAUAUCAACAUAUCUCCAUGGUGUAGAUUUUGACACUUCUAUCAACUCAAAUACGCUCGCUAUUGGGACAGAGCAUGUUGAUAUGAUGUUGAGACCACAGGAUCACACAGGUUUAAAUCAGUAA
Messenger RNA from Psilocybe cubensis, 219 nucleotides. RefSeq lists its product as uncharacterized. The transcript is spliced from 2 exons. The record is from RefSeq and is a predicted model, not a curated record. The coding region runs from base 1 to 219 and encodes 72 amino acids. Lineage: Eukaryota; Fungi; Basidiomycota; Agaricomycetes; Agaricales; Agrocybaceae.